GACGUCAGUGACCAUAAGGUAACAACUGUGAUCUCAGUUAUCAUGUGGCUGUAGUUGUUUUGUCUAUGUUUGAGCUCAUCUGUUUUUUUUUUUUUCUUUCAAACUUGGACCCACCCUUAAAAAAUCCCAUGAUCAUCGGUCACCAAGUGGUAAAGUCCAAGGAAUCCUAAUCUCAAAAAUGGUAGUUGUUAUCCGAUCAAAAUCUGGAACAGUACUCGUCUGAUCGAACGGUACUCAUGGAGUCUGUUUGACAGUCAACACUGUCUUUGAACGGCCCUGGCCCAAACCACACAAGAGUAAACACUUUCAUUCAACCAAAUAAUCUACUUCAUUUAUAUUGGCUUUUCUCCGUUGCAAUUCAUCGUUUCUUUUGGGUUUGUUAAGCAAAGAAUAAUAAAGAAGAAGAUGGUGUCAACUACAAUUGAUCUGUUGAAGAAGGAACUUCCUGUGGAAGAAGACUCUUUGGUUCUUUCUCAAGAUGCAAAGACUGGUCUUGUUCUCGUUGACGUUGUUAAUGGCUUCUGCACCAUUGGAGCUGGAAAUCUAGCUCCAAUGCAACCUGAUAAACAAAUAUCUAAUAUGGUUGAAGAAUCUGUGAGACUAGCCAGGCUAUUCUGUGAGAAAAAAUGGCCUGUUUUUGCUUUCCUUGAUUCUCAUCAUCCUGAUAUUCCGGAGCCUCCAUUCCCUCCUCAUUGCAUUGCUGGAACUGAUGAAUCUAGAUUGGUUCCUGAUCUACAGUGGCUCGAAAAUGAGCCUAAUGCAACACUUAGAUGCAAAGAUUGCAUUGAUGGCUACCUUAGUUCAAUUGAGAAAGAUGGUUCCAAUUUGUUUGUAGAUUGGAUUAAGGAUAAUCAGAUUAAAGCUAUACUGGUUGUCGGUAUAUGCACAGAUAUAUGUGUACUGGAUUUUGUAUGUUCAACUCUGUCUGCCAGAAAUCGCCGUAUUCUUACCCCUCUUGAGGAUGUGAUUGUGUACUCCAGAGCUUGUGCAACCUUUGAUCUUCCAGUUCAUGUUGCCACAAAUAUCAAUGGUGCCCUGGCUCAUCCUCAGGAUCUUAUGCAUCACAUAGGUCUAUACAUGGCCAAGGGAAGGGAAGCCAAGGUUGUAUCGGAGGUGUCAUUUGCUGCUCUAUAAGUGACAUGUUCAUAAGACAUC
This is a messenger RNA of Durio zibethinus, 1155 nucleotides long. Its product is annotated as nicotinamidase 1. The record is from RefSeq and is a predicted model, not a curated record. Gene Ontology annotation, molecular function: nicotinamidase activity. NCBI's taxonomy places the organism in Eukaryota, Viridiplantae, Streptophyta, Magnoliopsida, Malvales, Malvaceae. Gene Ontology annotation, biological process: pyridine nucleotide salvage.